Molecule: messenger RNA, 654 nt
Organism: Canariomyces notabilis
Lineage: Eukaryota; Fungi; Ascomycota; Sordariomycetes; Sordariales; Chaetomiaceae
Exons: 3
Coding region: 107-472 (121 amino acids)
Biological process (GO): mitochondrial respiratory chain complex III assembly
Cellular component (GO): Cbp3p-Cbp6 complex; mitochondrion
Molecular function (GO): ribosome binding
Source: RefSeq, a predicted model, not a curated record
CACAACUCCGUCACUCCACAGUCCACAAGUUCAAGGUCGGGUCCAUUGACUGGCGUCGAUAGCUUCGUGCUUGCUUCCGCGAGCAGCACAAUCACCAGAUACAGCCAUGUCUAGCGUAGCAAGGAGUACCGCCGCAAAGCACUUUCAAGGUGUGCUGAGCCGCUGGCCCAAGGACCCCCUCCGUCCGACCUGCCAGCUCCAGGAUGUCCUCGCAAAGCGAUUGGAGAAAGGCGCGUUAGCACCCUCAACAAAGUGGUCGACACAGGAUCAUGCCGAUCUUAAACAAGUCAAUGCCCUAUACUCGCUCCUCGAAGAUCGGUACAAGAACAAGUUCCGCGCUCCUACCAAAUUGUUUGAACCCCAGAGCAAUCCCACGUACUACAAGGACCUCGUUAAGGAGCUCGAGGAGGCGCCGAAGCGAUCGUUUUGGGGGCGGUUAGCAAAGAGGCUCGGCGGCAUGAUCCGGUUGUGACGAGCGCCAGAUCCCGACUGUACAAUACAACAUCUGCAUCACUGGGCGUCGGGAGUUUUGGGAAAGCCUUUGGGGGAGGCAUAUACCUUAUGUAUUACCACCAUAUGACAGCAUGAUCUGUGUACAAACACCUUUUGUCUACCAAUGCAUCUCGAAAUACAUAUACUCAAACCCGCUCCAAC